This is a messenger RNA of Saccoglossus kowalevskii, 1956 nucleotides long. RefSeq names its product tubulin delta chain-like. Gene Ontology annotation, molecular function: structural constituent of cytoskeleton; GTP binding. Gene Ontology annotation, biological process: microtubule-based process. Gene Ontology annotation, cellular component: microtubule. The record is from RefSeq and is a predicted model, not a curated record. NCBI's taxonomy places the organism in Eukaryota, Metazoa, Hemichordata, Enteropneusta, Harrimaniidae.
AUGUCAAUAGUAACACUGCAGAUAGGUCAGUGUGGCAAUCAAAUAGGUGGGGAACUCUUCUCUACUAUCUUAGAAGACGCCUUCGGGAAAGCCAGCACUGUAUCCAAGGCUGACAAUGAGGCGUACAUUGAUGAGGUUCUAGAACGUUUUUUCCAUCGACCGGAUUCAGGGAAAAGAAAUGAGGUCAUUCCACGUGCCCGAGCUGUUAUGGUUGAUAUGGAACCUAAAGCAAUAGCACAGUCUAUGCUGGAUGCUAAAAAGAGUGGUAGGUGGGUCUAUCCUAAAGGCCAACAGUUCUGUCAAAAACGUGGUUCUGGCAACAACUGGGCCCAUGGAUACUGCAAACAUGGUCCGCAAGCUCAGGAAGCAGUCAUGGACAUGGUUCAACGUGAAGCUGAGAAAUGUGAUCGAAUGUCUGGAUUCUUAGUGUUCAUGAGUCUUGCUGGUGGUACAGGUUCUGGUGUUGGAGCAUACAUCACAGAGUGUCUACGAGAUCACUUCCCACACUCAUUUAUCACAAAUCAGGUUGUCGCACCCUACAACACAGGGGAAGUGAUUGUACAAAAUUACAAUGCAUUACUGACACUGUCACACUUGUACCAAUCCUCUGAUGCUCUUCUCAUCCUGGAAAAUGACCAGGUGCAUAAAAUAUGUAUGCAACUUCUAGGAAUCAAGAACAUCUCUUUCCGAGAUAUCAACAAAGUCAUUGCUCAUAAAUUGGCCAGUGUGUUGCAGCCAGUAAAGCCUAUAGGCUCUAAUUUUCCAAGUUAUAUGCAUAGCAACCAUAUCAGUGACAUGUUGACAUCAAUAGUACCACACCCAGAGUAUAAAUUAUUAACCAUGAAGAAUAUACCACAGAUGUCAGAAAGAUCGAUAGCUUACAGUACGUUUACGUGGUCUGGCUUGUUAAAACAUCUUAGACAGAUGCUGAUUGCGAAUGCUGCCAUGGAAGAAGGUAUUGAUUGGCAGGUCAAGGUGAAAUCUAGCACAUCGCACAGCUCAGCAAUUCAACAUAAUAAGUCUAUAGCCAAUUUACUGUUACUACGAGGUAAAGAUGUCAACACGGCAAAUGUAGACGGCUUUCAAGAAUCAUGUCUCUAUGCUCCUUGGGUACCAUCAGAUGCUGUAUGCUCAGUCUGGGCCACCCCAAGGCCCUUCAACCUGUAUGAAAAAUCUGCAACUCUGCUCAGCAAUAGUCAGUCACCAAUCGCAGCACUCAACACGGUGGUUGGUAAAGCAUGGAACAUGUUUGCAUCACGGGCAUACGUCCACCAGUAUAUUAGAUAUGGAUUGGCUGAAGAAGAUUUUGUUGACAGCUUUGCUGGGUUAGAACAAGUCAUCAAGAGUUACUCAGAACUUUGAUAAUGUUUGAUUACAACCACAUACAUCACUGGUAGCAUAGUGGUUAUCACAUCAGACUCGUGAUCGGUAGACCCAAGUUCAAAUCCUACUUCAGGCUGAACACCAAAAGCGUCGACCCCUACCUUGGGUGAGUGUGCCAUAGACUCAAUGGGGAGACCAAUUCCACUGGCCGAGAUUCAUUCACUAAUGAAUGUGACUUUGGGGGGAACCUUGGUUAAGUUCCGCAGGUGCUUGUGUUCGACCGAGCCUGGUUGACGCCUGGAUAGCGCAUUAAAUUGCCAUUUGACAGAGAGAUGGCCACACAGCCCUGUCAUGUAGUCCCAAAACAUGAAUAUGACUUCUGUGGUCAAAAAUGCACUAUAUGUCAGCACUUGCAACUUGCACAUACAAAAAAAAGUUAGAAGAGACAACAGUGACAUUCAAUGUCCAGAACUGUCAUCUGGCACAAAAACAAACAAAAAACAAUCAAUAAUUUAUUGAAUGCUUUAGUGCACAAACAGCAUACAAAUAAAAUUCAGUAUACACAUCUCACGCCAAUAACCUUACAUAAUAUUAUUUCUCUUUAUAAUGCACUGCAUUUGUCUAUUGACUGAU